Rhagoletis zephyria (snowberry fruit fly) is the source of this 1003-nucleotide messenger RNA. RefSeq names its product cytochrome c oxidase assembly protein COX11, mitochondrial-like. Gene Ontology annotation, molecular function: copper ion binding. Lineage: Eukaryota; Metazoa; Arthropoda; Insecta; Diptera; Tephritidae. The record is from RefSeq and is a predicted model, not a curated record. Gene Ontology annotation, cellular component: mitochondrial inner membrane.
AUCGAAAUCAGUGAUACCAUUCUCACAAAUUUCGAAUUUGCGGGAGAAUUUCGUUAUCACGACGGAAUUCAUGAUAGCGUGACAUCAUCGGGACAGGGCUGCCUACUACCCUUAGCUAUGAGGUGCCAUAUUGAGGAUAAAAAAGUGCCAAAUAGAAAGAUAUAAAGAAAUUCAAACAUUAAGUGCCAUUUGAUGUAAAAUAGGGCCAAAAAUGGCACGGUUUGAGCAAAUUUGGCAGGCCUGCGUCGGGAUCUCCGUUGGAAUUGAUGAUAGGUCUGUCAGGCUGCCUCCAGUAGUGGCUGUCAAACUUUUAUACUAACCGAUUUUUUGGUCCUUACCCGGUUCCGGUAGUGCAUUUAGGUCCCAAACCGAUACACCGAUAGUUUUGGUGCCACUGACGUGUUGAAGUCAAAUGCUACAGUGGUACUAAAUUAUACAGAAUCAGCUGUUUAAUUAAAAAUAAAAAAAAGAAAUUGCAAAAAUUACGAGACUACCACAAAUGGUGAAAAAUAAUAAUUAUUGUCAUAAACAUCAAUAACUUAAAUUGUUUCGAUUUAUACCGGAAAUGCUACGCUUCCUUCACAAGUCAAGAGUGCAAUGGAUGCGCCUGUCCCGUUUUCGUUACCAUUCAACAAGCGGAAAAGGUGGUGCAGAUGCCGGUGAAUCUGCGCGGAAACAACGACUGAAGUCUACUCUUUACUACUUGACCGCUGGUGGCAUAUUUGCUGCAGGUGCUAGCUAUGCUGCAGUGCCUCUUUAUCGCAUGUUCUGUCAGGCCUACAGUUACGGCGGCACAACAACACAGGGGCACGAUGCGGAUAAAGUAGAGACAAUGCAAAAAAUUGAAGAUCGUAUACUAAAAAUACGUUUCAAUGCAGAUAUAGCAGCGUCGAUGCGCUGGAAUUUCAAGCCACAACAAUAUGAAAUUAAAGUUGUGCCUGGCGAAACGGCGUUGGCUUUCUACACAGCUCGUAAUCCAACGGAUCACCCNAUUUUGUUUUAA